Coprinopsis cinerea okayama7#130 is the source of this 1059-nucleotide messenger RNA. RefSeq lists its product as hypothetical. Lineage: Eukaryota; Fungi; Basidiomycota; Agaricomycetes; Agaricales; Psathyrellaceae. The coding region runs from base 49 to 1059 and encodes 336 amino acids. The record is from RefSeq and is a predicted model, not a curated record. The transcript is spliced from 6 exons.
CUCUCUGAUACCUAAUUUGCGUCUAAACCUACACUGUACAAUAUAACGAUGGCCGAGCCUGCUCGUCCUGCCGAUGCCGCUGCAGCGGAAAGCGGUCAUAACCGUCCCUAUCCCAAAGUGGUUCUUCCUAUGAAUGUUACUCAUGGGGUUACGGAGGGAAGCAAAUAUGUUUCGAUCUUCAUGACGUUUGUUGGAUGGGGUUUGGCUGUUGCUACUAUUGGCGUUACUGCGUAUGGGUUCGCAGAAUACAAGAGGAUCAAGAAUGAACUCAGGAACUUGGCGCCUCCCCCAGCGACGAUUGAAGUCGAAGCUCAUAACAUUCUCGCCAGCGGAAUCAUCAUCCUCGUCUUCGCAUGCCUCAUCUGCAUCUUCCUCUUGUCCACCUUCAUCUGGCUUAUCUUCAACCGUGCGGGCCGGCGAGCUCGAGGAUUCUUCACAAGCGGAGCGUCGCUCUUCAUCCCCGCAUUCGUCGUUUUCAUCUGCUCGUGGCUUUACUUUGCGGAUCUCGCGGCCUAUACGAGGUUCCUAGCGUCGAGCCGGGCUACUGUGGAGAUCGUGGUGGAUGGAAUGGCUAGGGAGGCGGACGAGGAGUUGAUUGACAUGUUAUACGUUACGCUUGGGAUCAGUCCCUACUACAACAAGUGGGGUUUCUUGAGGAACAUUGCGAUUGUUGGAUGGAUUUUCUGGUUCUUCUCGCUCUUGACGUCCAUCGUGUUGUUCAUGGCAGCAUCGGAUGGUGCAGAGGAGAACGAUGUCCUGCUGGAUGCCAACCCUCCCGAACAGGAUGGCGCAAUGCGUCCCGCUACGUAUGGUGCCCCAGCUCCCGGUGCAGCGACUGCAACUUCGGCGGCGGUAACCGAGAAACCAGCAGAAUCCACUGCAGCCGUUGGUCAACCUGCACCUGCGGAGACUUCUGAGACGGCCCCGGCUCUUCCCUCUGUGCCGGUUGACAGCAGUCCUUUGGCUGCUGCGCCCCCGGGCCUUGAAGCGGCGCACAGCACUGGGAGCCAUUACCCUCCCGAGAGUACGACGGAUGAGACUCCUGCUGCUCGUCAGUAG